Messenger RNA from Triticum dicoccoides, 1566 nucleotides. RefSeq names its product cytochrome P450 81Q32-like. Lineage: Eukaryota; Viridiplantae; Streptophyta; Magnoliopsida; Poales; Poaceae. Gene Ontology annotation, molecular function: iron ion binding; heme binding; oxidoreductase activity, acting on paired donors, with incorporation or reduction of molecular oxygen. The coding region runs from base 1 to 1566 and encodes 521 amino acids. The transcript has 2 exons. The record is from RefSeq and is a predicted model, not a curated record.
AUGGACACUGUCACCGCCCUCGCCGGCACGGCCGCCCUUUUCGUCUUCAUCACCACACUACUCCGUCUACGCCACCCACUCCUCGGCGGCGGCGGCAAGAACAAGAGCGCACAGCUGCCGCCGAGCCCCGCCGCCAUCCCCUUCCUCGGCCACCUCCACCUUCUCAAGAGGCCGUUCCACGCCGCGCUCUCCCGCCUCGCCGCGCGCCACGGCCCGGUCUUCUCCCUGCGCCUCGGUUCGCGCCCCGCCGUGGUCGUUUCUUCGGCUGCGGGCGCCAGGGAGUGCUUCACGGACCACGACGUGACCUUCGCCGACCGCCCGCGGUUCCCCUCGCUGCAGCUGGUGUGCUUCGGCUGCACCACGCUCCCGACGUCCCGCUAUGGCCCCUACUGGCGCAACCUCCGCCGCGUUGCCACGGUGCAGCUCCUCUCCGCGCACCGGGUGGGCUGCAUGACCGCGGACAUCGCCAGCGAGGUGCGCGCGAUGGCGCGCCGCCUGGCACGUGCCGCCGCGGCCGACCCCGGCGGCGCCGCGCUGGUGGAGCUCAAGCGGAGCCUGUUUGAGGUGUCCCUUAGCGCCUUGAUGGAGACCGUCGCGCAGACGAAGACGUCCCGCGCCGAGGGGGCCGAGGACACGGACAUGUCGCCGGAGGCACAGGAGUUCAAGUUGUCGCUGGACGAGAUCGUUCCGCUGCUAGGCGGGGCCAACAUGUGGGACUUCCUGCCGGUGCUACGGUGGUUCGACGUGUUCGGCGUGAGGAACAAGAUCCUGGCUGCGGUGAGCAGGAGGGACGCGUUCCUGCGGCGGCUCAUCGACGCACAGCGGCGGACGCUGGGCGACGGCGGCGGCGAGGGCGACGGGGAGAAGAAGAGCAUGAUUGCCGUGCUGCUCGAUUUGCAAAAGACAGAGCCGGAGAUCUACACGGACAUGGUGAUCAUGGCUCUGUGCAUGACCAUGUUCAGCGCGGGGACAGAGACCACGGCGACGACGGCGGAGUGGGCGAUGUCGCUGCUGCUCAACCACCCGAACGCCCUGGCGAAAGCGCAGGCCGAGAUGGACGCGACCGUCGGAACCACCCGCCUGCUCCGCGCCGACGACCUCCCCCGCCUCGGCUACCUCCACUGCAUCAUCAGCGAGACCCUCCGGCUGUACCCGCCCGUCCCGGCGAUGAUCCCGCACGAGUCCUCGGCGGACUGCACGGUGGCGGGCUACCACGUCCCGAGCGGCACGACGCUGCUCGUGAACGCUUACGCCAUCCACAGGGACCCGUCGGCGUGGGAGCACCCGUUGGAGUUCAGGCCAGAGCGAUUCGAGGACGGGAAGACCGAGGGUCUGUUCAUGAUGCCGUUCGGGAUGGGGCGGCGCAAGUGCCCCGGCGAGGCCCUAGCGCUGCGGAUGCUGGGGCUGGUUCUGGGCACGCUGGUGCAGUGCUUCCAUUGGGACAGGGUUGGCGAUGAUGAGGUUGACAUGGGUGAAGGAGGUGGGCUGACGCUCCCCAAGGCGGUGCCGCUGCAGGCGAUGUGCCGACCCCGGGCAGCCAUGACACAUGUCCUGAGGGGACUGUGA